Cajanus cajan (pigeon pea) is the source of this 2864-nucleotide messenger RNA. RefSeq names its product embryo sac development arrest 7 (gene EDA7). Lineage: Eukaryota; Viridiplantae; Streptophyta; Magnoliopsida; Fabales; Fabaceae. Gene Ontology annotation, biological process: maturation of SSU-rRNA from tricistronic rRNA transcript (SSU-rRNA, 5.8S rRNA, LSU-rRNA). Gene Ontology annotation, molecular function: protein binding. The record is from RefSeq and is a predicted model, not a curated record. Gene Ontology annotation, cellular component: 90S preribosome; small-subunit processome; nucleolus.
AAUAGUGGGCAUCGCAGCGACUGCAAGGAAACCCGAAACCCGAAACCCUGCCUCCACCUCCUCUUGGCCGUUCCAUAGCAAUCACAGACACUCUACUCACUAACAAUGGCGACGCGUGACGGCGGCAUGAAGUCGACGUUAAUAAACGGCGUCAAGAUGUACACCAUAGCGUCGCAGCAACCAUCGCUCGCUUCCUGGCUCCCCUCUAAGAAGCAGCAAUCUCAUCGCAACGUCAAAAGUUACACGCAGAACCUUCAACUUCUCGAGGACUUGCGCUUCACCACCGCCGCCACCAAAAUCAAGGCCACUCCCAACGCCGAGUAUAUCAUAGCUUCCGGCAUUUACCCGCCGCAAGUCAAGGUCUACGAGGUCAGGGAGCUAGGCUUGAAGUUCGAACGCCACUUGGAUUCCGAGAUUGUUGAUUUUCAGGUUCUGUCAGAUGACUAUUCGAAAAUUGCAUUUUUAUGUGCUGAUCGCUCUGUUAAUCUGCACGCAAAAUAUGGAAAGCACUACAGUUUGCGGAUUCCAAGGAUGGGGAGGGAUAUUGCUUAUGACUGCUGGUCUUGUGACUUGCUUUGUGCGGCUUCGUCCCCAGAUCUGUACAGAAUUAAUUUAGAGCAGGGGCGAUUUCUCUCCUCACUUACCACACAGUCCCCUGCAUUGAAUGUAGUAUGUCGAAGUAAGCUUCAUGGAUUAGUUGCCUGUGGUGGAGAAGAUGGUGCUGUGGAAUGCUUUGACAUGCGUGUGAGAUCCUCAGUUGGUAGAAUUGAUGCUGUUGGACCUAGUGGUGAUGUUGACCAGGAGGUCACUGCAUUGGAGUUUGAGGGAGACGGCGGUUUCAUAAUGGCUGUUGGAAGUAGUGCUGGAAAGGUCCUCAUCUAUGAUCUGCGCUCGUCACAUCCCAUACGAAUACAGGAUCAUAUGUAUGGCAGUUCAAUAUUGGAUAUUAAGUGGCAUCGUACUCUUAACUAUGAACAACCAAUGCUGAUUACCAGUGAUAAUCAUGUUGUUAGGAUAUGGGAUCCUGAAACGGGAGAAGGCUUGACUAGCAUUGAGCCAGCAACAGGAACAAUAAAUGAUGUGUGUACAUUUCCUGGUAGUGGCUUGAUAUUGCUGGCCUUGGACUGUAGCCAAAUACCAUCUUACUUCAUACCCUCGCUUGGACCUGCUCCAAAGUGGUGUUCUUCCCUAGAGAAUUUCACUGAGGAGCUAGACAAUAGUGGACAAACAACUAUUUAUGAUCACUACAAAUUUUUGACAAAGGAGGAGCUUGAGAGGUUAAAUUUGACCAACCUGAUUGGCACCAAUCUACUUAGAGCCUACAUGCAUGGGUUCUUUAUUAAUCAUGCAUUAUACAAAAAGGCGAAAGCGCUGGCAGAUCCUUUUGAAUAUGAAGCUUAUAUUGAACAGCAGAAACGAGAAAAGAUGGAAGCUGAGCGCGCCUCACGAAUCACGGUCAGGAAAAAAUUGCCCAAAGUUAAUCGGGCUCUUGCAGCUCGCCUCCUAGAAAGUGAAGAAGCUGAAAAUGAGAAGAGAGGUGAUGAUGAUGAGGAAGAAGAACCUAAAAAGGCAUCUAAGAAAAAGAAAGGGCUUAGCAUGCAAGAUCUUCAAGAUGAGCGAUUUAAAGCGAUAUUUACAAAUAAGGAUUUUGAGAUUAAGGAUUCUUCGCAAGAAUAUCUGGCCUUACAUCCCAUGGGUUCUAAGAAGCAAACUUCCUUGUUAAAGGAACAUUUUGAACCUAUCAUGUCAGAUGAUGAUCAAAGUCUAGGUGAUUCUGAUGCAUCAACAUCCUCUCAGGAUGAACUUACGAAUGGAAUGAAAGAGAAAGCUCGGGUUCCAAGAAUGUAUGAAAUUAAGAAUGAGCAGCAUGCAGAAGCAUUCUGGAGCCAAAAAUCACUUGCAGGGGAGGACUCACUUCCUAUAGGAGACAGAGUGGCAGCUCUCAAAGAUGACCAUCAAUCUUCUCAUGUUCCAAAUGGUGUUAAGCAGGGUCCAGGAGGAUCACGGGAAAUCACUUUCACCACAAGAAGCUCAGCUAAGUACAAGGAAGACGAGGAAGAACCCAGGAAAAAGAGGGGAGUUCAAUCCUUGGGGCUUAAGCCUAACAAACCAGUGUUUCGUGGUCAAGGGAGAGGAGGAGGGAGAGGGAAACGUGGGAAUGGAAGAAGGGGACGUGGACGUCGAUAAUGACCAUUUACAUAAUCUAAUUGGAAUUAGAUUCUUCCUUUGAUCUUUAUGGCUCAGUUUUCCAUCCAUGUAUGGUCCUGUGGGCUCUGAAGGCGCCCAGGGAAGACAUGGCUGCAGGGCCUCGUGAUCUUUGAUGCAUCGUGUGUAGCCUAGCAUCUUAAACUGUUCAAUUAUUAUUUACAAUUGUGUUCUUUCCCCCCUAUUUUUGGAUGCUCAGUCAACAUUAACUAUUGUGUGGAACCUACCUUAAAUUGUUACAGUUUUGUUUUUUCAAAAAACAAGGAAAGGGGAAGAGGUAUGAGUAAUCAAAUGUUAAUCAUAGGGAUUUAGCUCCCUUCAAAUGAGAUUAUAACACAAUUUGUUAUCUUCAUCAAAACUUGGAUUGAUGCAUUAAAUCACCCACUACGUACAUUCUGGCACAACAUAUAACUUAUCGGCGAGAAUAGAAAAGGCUUUUAAGUUUAUGAUAUUAUUUAUUCAGUAAGGGUAGGAGUAUGUGUAAUUUUAGUUUUCUUUUGUGUAUAAUAUAAUUUUGGUAUAUAUUGUAAAUAAUGGGGUUAGCCAAGUGGUUUUUUUAAUAGCCUUGAAGUGAUCGAGUAGGUUCGGAUGUGAAUUUAUGUAGUUGGUUAAUGCUAGUGUGACAUCUGGCGGGUAAAAGUGGGGUGAAGAAAUUUACU